Molecule: messenger RNA, 1645 nt
Organism: Anoplophora glabripennis (Asian longhorned beetle)
Lineage: Eukaryota; Metazoa; Arthropoda; Insecta; Coleoptera; Cerambycidae
Gene: phtm
Product: cytochrome P450 306a1
Exons: 7
Coding region: 39-1574 (511 amino acids)
Biological process (GO): xenobiotic metabolic process
Cellular component (GO): intracellular membrane-bounded organelle; cytoplasm
Molecular function (GO): oxidoreductase activity, acting on paired donors, with incorporation or reduction of molecular oxygen, reduced flavin or flavoprotein as one donor, and incorporation of one atom of oxygen; heme binding; iron ion binding
Source: RefSeq, a predicted model, not a curated record
UUUAUUUUCAAAAGUGUUUUGUGAAAUUGUGUUUGUAUAUGUAUGCAAAUUACUGUACGGAAAAAAUGAUGUUAAUAAUCAUACUUGUAACCAUACUGAUCUUCCUAUUGACUUACACAUUUUGGAAGAAUAUGGACCUCCCGCCAGGCCCGUGGGGAUUACCCGUGCUGGGAUACUUACCCUGGAUCGAUUCUAAAGCUCCAUAUUUAACAUUUACCCAACUUUCGAAAAAAUAUGGAUCUAUUUAUGGUUUAUCUCUGGGAAGCAUUUAUACGGUGGUUGUUACGGAACCAAAAGUCAUCAAACAUCUCUUUUUUAAAGACGCCACCAUUGGUAGGGCGCCACUUUACUUAACCCAUGGGAUAAUGAAAGGAUAUGGUCUAAUUUGCGCCGAAGGAGAGCUAUGGAAGGAGCAGAGGCGAUUUGUCCAUCACUGCCUGAGAGAAUUUGGGGGGUCCAAGAUAGGUUUCCAGAGGAAAAAGAUGGAGGCUCUCAUUAUGGAAAAUGUCAUGGAUUUUGUCAAUUUUGUCGAAAGUCAAGGAGACAAAUCCACACUAGAUCCACUUGAACCACUACGCCAUAGUUUGGGUUCAGCUAUGAACAUCUUGGUAUUUGGCAAGUCAUGGAGUAGAGACGAUAAAACUUGGAAGUGGUUGCAACAUUUGCAGGAAGAGGGCACUCAGCACAUUGGCGUAGCAGGGCCUCUCAAUUUCCUGCCAUUUUUGAGGUUCCAUCCGAAAUUCGGUAAAACAAUGGAUUUCUUAAUCAGCGGCAAGCUGGAAACGCACAAAGUUUAUAAAAAAAUCAUCCAAGAACAGGCUGAAUAUUUGAAAAAUCGUGCUCAGGGCGAUUCUAGCACCGAUACCAACAGUAUUACCAACAUUACCCAAGCUUUUCUUGCAGAAAGGGAGCGCAGAAAAGAUGAACCAGAGAUUCUUGAAAAGUUUUAUAACGACCAACAAUUUUAUCAUCUCCUGGCUGAUAUUUUCGGAGCUGGUCUCGAUACUACCCUCACAACUCUAAGGUGGUACCUCCUGUAUUUGGCAAAGAACCCUGCCAUCCAAAGAAAUAUCCGCAUAGAAAUCCAUGACGUCCUUCAAAAUAACCUUCCCACCAUAGAGGAUAUCGCUCAUUUACCCUUAGUUGAGGCCUCCAUAUACGAAGCCCAAAGGAUCAGAUCUGUGGUGCCAGUAGGCAUUCCACACGGUGCUACUGAGGAGGUCGAGGUUGACGGCUUUAGGAUACCUCAAGGAAGCAUGAUAGUGCCACUGCAAUGGGCAGUACAUAUGAACGAAAAUAUGUGGCCAGAUCCGGAGAAGUUUGACCCUAGUAGGUUCAUAAAUGAGGAAGGAAAGGUAGUGAGGAACAGCUAUUUCAUGCCGUACCAGAUUGGAAAGCGUAUGUGUGUUGGAGAUGAAUUAGCUAGGAUGAUGUUGUAUCUGUUUGGAGCAACGAUUCUCCAAAAGUUUUCCGUGGAAUUAGAGGAUGAACAUGUAGAUCUCAUAGGUGUAUGUGGAAUAACUCUCACACCAAAUUCUCACAAAUUGAUAUUUUCUAAAGUUUCCUCUAAAUGAAUCAAAAUUUUCUCUACCUGUCUUUUGUACUUAAAAAAAAGUAUUAGUAACUUAGUGUUCAUUUAUAUAUU